CAGAAGACAAAUUACAACUCAACUCAGAAUAUUGUCAAAAUUCUCGGCAGUCCGUCGUGCAUGGUUCGUGUUAAUGGUGUUCUAGGGGUCUAGAAUUAAAAAUGGGUAUUGAUAUAAACCACAAAUAUGAUCGGAAAGUUGCCCGACGGGCACCAAAGAGCGAAGAUAUUUAUCUUCGUUUAUUAGUUAAAUUGUACCGAUUCCUUGCAAGACGUACAGGAUCCAAAUUUAAUAAGAUAGUGUUAAAACGUCUGUUUAUGAGCAAGAUUAAUCGACCACCAUUGUCUUUGGCAAGAUUAGUUAAAAUGUUGAAGAAACCUGGUAAUGAAAAUAAGACUGCUGUUGUUGUUGGUACAGUAACGGAUGAUUUAAGAUUAUACGAGGUUCCAAAAAUUACGUUAUGUGCUUUGAGAAUUACUGAAAGGGCUAGAGCUCGCAUUUUGAAGGCAGGAGGUACCAUCAUUACUUUCGAUCAGUUGGCAUUGCAGUCACCACGUGGGAAGAAAACUCUGAUCAUUCAAGGUCGUAGGAAGGCAAGAGAGGCCUGCAGGCACUUUGGAAAAGCACCUGGUGUACCACACAGUCAUACUAAGCCAUACGUCAGAUCAAAGGGACGUAAAUUUGAGAGAGCCAGAGGUCGUAGGAAGAGCCGUGGUUUCAAGGUUUAAAUUUCUUGGACUGAGAAUACAAAAUAAAAAUUGCUGUAUAACAAUUGUGUUCUUAUUUAUAUAAAAUUCCUGAAACAUU
Molecule: messenger RNA, 747 nt
Organism: Argiope bruennichi
Lineage: Eukaryota; Metazoa; Arthropoda; Arachnida; Araneae; Araneidae
Gene: RpL18
Product: 60S ribosomal protein L18-like
Exons: 7
Coding region: 102-668 (188 amino acids)
Biological process (GO): translation
Cellular component (GO): ribosome; cytosolic large ribosomal subunit
Molecular function (GO): structural constituent of ribosome; RNA binding
Source: RefSeq, a predicted model, not a curated record